Plasmodium falciparum 3D7 is the source of this 1125-nucleotide messenger RNA. RefSeq lists its product as uncharacterized. NCBI's taxonomy places the organism in Eukaryota, Apicomplexa, Aconoidasida, Haemosporida, Plasmodiidae. The record is from RefSeq and is a predicted model, not a curated record.
AUGGUUCAUAAUAAUUGUAACAAAGAAGAAAAUUAUUUUUUUGAAUUUCAAUACAAAAAAAAAAAUAAAAAUGAAUAUUUUAAUUUAGAAAUUAUUAUAGGAAGUAUAAUAAAUAACAGGGACAAAAAAAAAAGAGAAACAUUUUUCACGUUCAGAAAAAUACUUAUAUAUAUAAUUUUUAUUUAUAUUCUUUAUUUUAUAGAUUAUAAGUAUUUGUUAAAUAAUCAUAGUCAUGAACAAUAUGAAAUAUAUAAAAUAUCGAGCAAUAAAAAAUGGAGACAAUUAUCCGAAUCAUAUGAUUAUUUUCAAGACCCUUUAGACUAUUUUGAAAAUGUGCAAAACAGAGUAAAAUUAUUUUAUAAUAUAGAUAAUAUUGAUGAACUUGAUAUAAAUUUCUUGUAUAAAAAUAUUUUAGAUAAAUCUAAAUUAACAGAUAAAAAAAGAAUAAACCAUUAUGAAAGCAGUAAUAGUUAUAUGGGUGAUAAAGCGAAUAUUAGUUAUGACGAUAAUAUAAGUAGUAUUAAUAUUAUGUGUUGCAAUAAUAUUAAAACUCACAAUAAUAACCCGAGUAAUAAUUAUAAUAUUUAUAACCAGAAUAUAAUAAGAUAUGAUAAUAAUGGUAAAACAAAUCUAUAUGAUACAAAUAACGAUUUUUUUAAACACAAAUAUAAGUCGAAUGAAAGUUUCGAUACAUUUUUAACAAAUGAUCAUAAUGAAAAUGGAAAUUUUCAAGUCUAUGAAAUAUCAGAUGAUGAAAUUAUAUUAACUAAUAUAAAAACUCAUGAUAUGAAAUUUGAAAAAAAUACAAAUAAUAAAUCUAAACAAAAAAGGUUUAAUACAAUUGAUCAUGAAAUAUCUCAUUUAAAUAAAGAUUCAAGUACAAAUAAAAAUUUAUUAAAAAAUAUAUCUAUAUUAAAAUACAUAUAUAAUAAUGGUAAAUGUAAUAUUAAACCCAAAAAGAUUUAUGCUAAAUGUAUUAAAAAAAUUAAAAAAAUCAAAUUCAAAAAAAUAAUUUAUCACAUAUUAUAUAUGCUUGGUAGUGCAUUAACUACAUAUUUGUUUCUUGGUGCUUUAGGCCCAGAAAUGGUUAAUCGUAUUGGUGUUAGUCUUAUAGCAUAUGGUUAA